Molecule: messenger RNA, 1465 nt
Organism: Patella vulgata (common limpet)
Lineage: Eukaryota; Metazoa; Mollusca; Gastropoda; Patellidae
Product: failed axon connections homolog
Exons: 6
Coding region: 154-903 (249 amino acids)
Cellular component (GO): cytoplasm
Source: RefSeq, a predicted model, not a curated record
GUUAAUGCUGUUACAACCAACCAGUCUUAUACAACCGACGGUAUAGAUGCUGAGUUCUGGUAUACAUUAAUGUAAUAUCAUACGAUAUGAAGUGAUUAAACUAUAGAAGUUGGUAGAACACCACAUGACUGUUAAAACACUGAAGGAUUACUAAUGGCGGCUAAUAACGGAAAACCACCAAUACUCUUACAACAAGCUGGUCGUGGACCAUUUGCACCUAGUCUUUCGCCGUUCCCUUUAAAACUGGAGACCUACUUAAGGAUGGCUAAACUUGAAUAUAAGAAUUCUCACGAAAGGAAGCGGUCUAAAAAGGGUAAAAUUCCAUUUAUCGAGUUCGAAGGUGAAGAAGUGAAUGAUUCGAGUUUGAUUAUAGAAUUCCUUAACGAUAAAUACAAAAUAGAUCUAAACAGCCAUCUUACCAGUUCAGAACGAGGCAUAGCCAGAGCCUUCCAGAAAAUGGCGGAAGAAAAUCUGUACUGGUGUGUGGCACUACAUAGAUGGGUUUACGACAAUAAAGAUUGGAUGAAAGAUGUCGUAGGAGUACCAAAAUUAUUUGUGUGGAUUGUCGGUAGAAAGAUAAAGUCGGAAGCGGAAGGACAGGGUAUUGGUCGCCAUAGUUACGAAGAGAUGAUCCGGAUAGAAGAAGGCGACAUAAAGGCCAUGUCGGAUUUCUUAGAUACCAAGCCAUUUUUCUUUGGUGAUAAACCAUGUGAGACGGACUGUGCUUUAUUUGGACAGUUAAGUCAGCUGAGAUGGCAAUUGCCCGGUACCAAGGCUGAAUAUUUUGUAAAUGAAAAGUACACCAAUCUUCGUGAUUAUUGUGAUCGAAUGAAGACGACAUUCUGGCCUGAUUGGGAUGAUUGUAUCACACACGGAGAUAAGAACAACAUACCAAAAUCAUAAACAUUAAUGUAUUUAUAAAAGAUGUAUUUUGUAAGAGCUAAAUCUGGCUAAGGCCGAUUUUUAUUUUGGCUUCACUUACAGGUUAUAAAAAUCAUUAAUUAAACAUUUAUUUACCAAGGUAUGUUACUGAAUCAAGUGGCGUGGUUUAAUUUCCCCGCUUGUACCUGACACGGAGUAGGGUGUGUUGUCUGUCAAACCUCGUGGGGUUUCUUCGGGUCCUUCGAUUUACUCCCACUGCUAAGCGAAUUAUUGAGAUAAAAUUGAACCGUAUGUUAGUCCUGAAAAAAACAAGUUUCUGACGACUGGACGAUAAACCCCAUUUCUCAGGGAGCCCCGCCUCCAACUUCCCGGUUUCCCCUCACUACUAAAAGAUCCCUACGCGCAAGCCCAUGACAAUCGAGACUACACUGUUCUUCCAGAGACGAUAACUAGGCCCGAAUUGAAAUAAUCUGACUAUCUAUUAGAGAUUAUCUAUUUUUUAACUAUUAUAGCGAAAAUCGUCAGCUCUUUAUUCUUAUAUAAUGCACCUUUAACAUUAAAUAAAUUAAAAUUUCAUCCAACA